Molecule: messenger RNA, 738 nt
Organism: Podospora bellae-mahoneyi
Lineage: Eukaryota; Fungi; Ascomycota; Sordariomycetes; Sordariales; Podosporaceae
Exons: 3
Coding region: 208-738 (176 amino acids)
Source: RefSeq, a predicted model, not a curated record
AAUUGGCCCUGCUUGAUAAAAUACCUCACGACGUGCCACAUCUGGGGUAAUUCCUGUCAAAAUCUGCGCGCCAAGAUGAGGAAGUUGAGGUAACUCUUAAUUACAUUGAUAUUAUUACUACAAGAGCAUGCCACCACGGUGCCUUUACCAGUCUCCCAGUGCACUGCUGUACGGGUUUUUGGUAGCGGCACCUAGGUUGUGCCCCCCAUGCUCUGGUGCCCGGGUCCUUGUCAGGGGAGCUCAUGCUUGCCGGCAUACCCCUCCAAGACCUCAUCUGUCGAUAACCGGGGCAAGAACGACCGUCCUACCCGUAAUACUGGAAGGAGCAAUCCAUCACCUGAGCUGUCACCCCAGAUUACUCCGUAUCUACAUACACUACUCUUCCCCGGAUCGGCUCCCAGCGAAACAGGAAUAGCUUUACUCACGUCUGGGUCCCUCCUCAUCUCGCGCCAGCGGAUCAAGAUCAUCAACAUCCGGCCCCACCCCCGUCAUCUCGGCGGCACUCGGAAGAUAGCUCUUGUGGGCCCCUGUUGCGCAUCCGUUCUGGAUUUCCGGGGCAGGCCAGCUCCAGACAGGAGUCUUGAUACGGGACACGGACGCGUUGAUGAACCGGAGCGACCCUGGGCCAAUCGACGUCUCCCAUCGGCGACCCGUCUGCAUGGUGCGUUACUGGGUGCGUUGCCCAGCGUUCGGUUCCAACUGUCUGCAACGGCACUGGUGCACUGCUACCCAGUCUAA